AUGGACCUCUAUGCUCAUCCAAUGGCCGUUAACGGGUUCCUACAAGACGGGUUCCGUAAGGGUCUCAAACCAAAUACAUUGAAGGUUCACCUCACAGCUAUCAACUCUCAUUUGGAUGGAAUCUUCUCAGGUAUUCCGGUUAUUUCCAGAUUCUUCAGAGCCCAGUACAAGCUAAGGCCUACUGUUCCAUUGGGACUUGUCCAGCAUACUGAAACAUCUUUGCUCUUUGAAUCACUUCAGUCUGUGGAGUUGAAAUGUGUGGCCUUCAAGACCUUCUUCCUGUGCAGGCAGCACCGGUGUGCAUCUGUCAGGCAGUAUGGGCGGCUUGGUGACGCGCAUCCGGCGGGGAGAGGGGAGUGCGCAGUCGGUGCUGGAGCUGGGAAGGUGGAGGCCGAGAUACCGGCCUGUGAGUGUGUAGGCGGGCAGGUCCAUACGGACCGGGGUUGGAGUCUGGAUCCCUCAAAGUACGAGAGGAGGCCGGAAGAGGGCACCGGAGCUGACCAGCCCGAGCCUUCCUCCGGACCCGCGCGCCUGCAGCAGGAAGAGAAGGAGGAAGCCGUGUGCUGUGUCGCUUCCCCUCCCGUCUACCCUGUGCUGCUGAGCCCGGCCUCUCUGUGCGCCGUGCCCCUGCACCCCGUGUCCUCGCAGACGCCCAUAGCCCUGCUCCCGGUACACCCCGUUCUGGUGGCCACCAUAGAUCUGUCCUCCAGUCCGGCUUUGCGGCCAGUGUGCUGCGAGCCAGCCCUGGACCCCGCCGAGUGCGCAGCCGAAGGGCCCCUGAUCGUGACCCGGACAUCAGUGGUGACAGCAGCCGGUGCCCAGGAUGAGGAGGGCAAGAUGAGCCAGGCCAAGAAGAAGAAGGCGGCCGGCAGUAGGGUCAUGCUGGUGAAGAGGAUCCUCAUGAAGGAUGGCGGCUCGCACCAAGGAAUAGGAAGGCCGAGUGUUUAUCAUGCUGUUGUGGUCAUCUUCCUUGAAUUCUUUGCAUGGGGCCUGUUAACAACACCAAUGCUAAUAGUGCUACAUGAAACUUUUCCCCAACAUACCUUUCUUAUGAAUGGUCUCAUUCAAGGAGUAAAGGGGUUCCUGUCAUUUAUGUGUGCUCCACUCAUUGGUGCUUUAUCAGACGUUUAUGGGAGAAAGUCCUUCCUGCUUAUAACUGUGUUCUUUACCUGUGCCCCUAUCCCGUUAAUGAGAAUAAGCCCAUGGUGGUAUUUUGCUAUGAUUUCAGUGUCUGGAGCAUUUUCUGUGACAUUCUCUGUGAUUUUUGCCUAUGUUGCUGACAUAACGCAGGAACAUGAAAGAAGUACAGCUUAUGGAUUGGUUUCUGCUACAUUUGCAGCAAGUUUGGUUACAAGUCCAGCAAUUGGUGCUUACAUCUCCACAUUUUACGGUGAUAACUUAGUUGUUCUUUUGGCUACCCUGGUGGCACUUUUGGAUAUCUGCUUUAUUUUAUUGGUUGUGCCAGAAUCACUGAGGGACAAAAUGAGACCUAACUUCUGGGGAGCACAGAUUACCUGGGAACAAGCGGACCCAUUUUCUUCACUGAAAAAAAUUGGGAAAGACACCACAGUACUUCUCAUUUGUAUCACAGUUUUCUUUUCCUAUUUGCCGGAAGCUGGCCAAUAUUCCAGUUUUUUCCUUUAUCUUAAGCAGAUCAUAGGCUUCACUCAGGGUAGCAUUGCCGCUUUCAUAGCAGUGGUGGGGAUUUUGUCCAUUGUGGCUCAGACUGUUUUUCUCAGUAUCCUGAUGCGCUCAAUUGGAAACAAAAACACGGUUCUUCUUGGCCUUGGUUUCCAAAUGUUCCAGCUGGCCUGGUAUGGUUUUGGUUCGCAGCCAUGGAUGAUGUGGGCAGCUGGUGCUGUAGCUGCAAUGUCUAGUAUCACGUUCCCCGCUGUGAGCGCUCUGAUUUCCCGUAAUGCUGAAUCAGAUCAACAAGGUGUUGCACAAGGCAUGGUGACUGGUAUUCGAGGUUUAUGCAAUGGUCUAGGCCCGGCACUGUAUGGAUUUGUUUUCUUUCUUUUCCACGUGGAGCUUGGAGGACUAGUGCCAGUACCAAGUUCAGAUGACAAAGCAACAAUCAAAGACCCUGUUGAAGAUGGAUCUAUUAUUCCAGGACCACCAUUUUUAUUUGGUGCAAUCGCUGUCCUCCUUGCUUUUCUGGUGGCCUUGUUUAUCCCUGAACACCCCAGUGACUCCAAAAAACUGAUUGGUGGAAAGCACAGCACGAACAGCAAUAGUCAGGCGAAUAAUCUAGACCGCGGAGGCAAUGAGGAUAUAGAACCCUUGUUACAAGACACUAGUGUGUGACUCCCUUCUAAACUAUCCCUUGGUGUCACCUGCAGUCAGAAUAAAGGAAAAUGUACCAAAUUCAGCUGAAGAAAAAAGGUCAUUACACAACAGCAACCACAAAAAUAUGGCAUCGGUUCCCCAUGCAGAUGUUACGAAAAGCGUUAUUUUUUAUUUUCACUUUUUUAUUUUUUUGGUCUAAAAUAUCAGUUGUUACCUUUUCACUGCAUGGAAGGUUGCAUGAGUAGUGGAAAUUUCCAGCAGUAAAGCAGCUAAAGGUUUGAGAUUGUGUUUUUCUGUUUAUGCUACCUCGAACCUUGUCAUUGCAUAUUGUAUUGACUGUUGGUAAAGAAAAAAAAUCUCUAGGUAUUGCAGUGACAGAACGACUGACUCCGAAUGGUUCCAUAUGCAAAGAAAGACCGUGUUGUUACACACCCUACAGUGCCUGCUGUUACUUUUCUCUUUUGUGUUUUUUUAUUUUUUCUUGGAUGGUGAGGAGAAGACUUGGUUUUGCCUUUCUUGCUGCGUUUUCUGAGUAACCUUGUCUUCUGGAACUCUUCAAGUUAUCAAUAACUUGUUUACAGAGAUGUACUAUGAUGAACAGAAUGCUGCAGGAAUUCCCAAACCACCACUCUCAAAUCCAGCCAAGUGUCCAAACUAGUUAGGCAAAUGCUGCUAGGUCAGACCACAUAAACUCAUGUCAUUGGUAGCGAACAGUGGGCCUAUAAGGAAGAACAUCUUUAAUAAUGUGUCCCACAUAACAUUUGUGCACUGGAACGCGCUGCCUCAUUGUCACUUAGGGCAAGUAUUUGCACAGAGAAUUGUUAUGUAAAGCUGUAAAUAUAAAAUGAAUGGAAAGAAGAGUGGCUGAAAAGUACAAUUCUAAGUAGUUAGCAAAAUAUUUAUAUGGCAGCUUUCUCAUAUAUGUUACAUUUUAAAAAAAAAUCUUUACGGUAACUUUCUGAUUCAAACAAGCAACAUACUAAGGUCAAUGGGGAAACUUAUCAAAACCUGUUCAGAGGAAAAAUUGCCCAUAGCAACCAAUCAGAUCGCUUCUUUAAUUUUUAACAAGGCCUCUGCAAAAUGAAAGAAGUGAUCUGAUUGGUUGCUAUAGGCAACUGGGUACCGUAUUUUUCGUCAUAUAAGACGCACCCAAUUUUGAAGCUUAAAAAUCUAGAAAAUAAAGAUUCUGAACGAAAUAGCAGACACUGAGGAGCAGACACUGAGGAGGCAGGUAAGGUCCCUCCCGGUGUCCUGUAAGCUGUUCGGGACGCCGUGGUAAAAAUUUUACCGCGGCGGUCCCGGACAGCCCGACUGGGCAUCCGGGUUAGCGUCACUUUUGCUUCAGACGCGGCGGUCAGCUUUGAUCGCUGCGUCUGAAGGGUUAAUACAGGGCAUCACCGCAAUCGGUGAUGUCCUGUAUUAGCCGCGGGUUCCGGCCGUUGAUGGCUGCAGGGACCACCAGUUUUAAUGUGUAUUUGCCAUAUAAGACACACCAACUCCCCCCCCAGUUUUAGGGAAGAAAAAGUGCGUCUUAUACGGCGAAAAAUACGGUAACUUAUCCUUUGCACAUGUUUUGAUGAAUAUUCCCCAAUAUUUUUUGAAAACACAAAAAAGAGCACCUGAUAUAAAAAAAAAAUAUUAUUUGUUAUGCUCAAUACCAACGUGCAUUGGUCAUAAAGGUGCUUGAUCUCGUUACUAGCCCUUUAUUUAUAGUAGGUUCUUGCUUUAGUUUUGAUCACGACAACAUUCCUAAUUUAGGGAGGCUUCCUACAUAAUGCAGGUGGAUGCCAAGAACUACCAGCAUUUCUUGUCUUCUAUUCUCAGUCCAGAGACGGUCACCUCAUUUAUUAAACCCCAGCCUUAAUUGCUAUGUAGAGUGCAUUGGACACAUAUCAUAGCUUUCAUAUAUAAUACUCUUCCUACAUUGCUUUGAUAAAAGAGAUAUGCAGAUAAACAUUUUCUUUUUUUAUGGCUCAAUCUUUUUUUUCUCUCCCCCCAAAUGUCACCUGGGUAGAUUGAGUGGUUUGAAGAAAAUAUACAGAUGUACAUGUAUUUUUCUGGAACUGAUACAUUAAAAGUAAAUAAAGCAUCAUUAACGGAGCGCCGCUUUUAAUGUUUUAUAUGUAGAUAUUUGUAAGAAACCUUUUUCCCUACCGAGAGGCUGUGUAUAUCUUGUAUUUAUAACUGUAACAAGAUUCUUGACUGAUAAAAUAUAUAUUGCUUUUAUAUAAAGGAAUAUCUAUGACUGAAAAUGUUUUUUUUUCUCUUACAUAAGGUAUAUAUUUUGUGAUGUUUUUUUUCCUUCAACAAAGAGAACAUAUACAUUUUAUAAUAUGCAUUUGAUUUUUAUGUUAACACUGAUCAUGGUACAUAAUAAACAAGGCAUAUUAUACUCCUGUUAUGCUCUGGCAUAGCUUUAAUUGAAGUGUGCCCAUGGUUUUUAUUGGCUGACCAAUAUCUCUAUUGUAUAUUUAAAGGUUGUCCAGGAUUUCAAAAAUA
Messenger RNA from Hyla sarda, 4788 nucleotides. RefSeq names its product hippocampus abundant transcript 1 protein-like. The record is from RefSeq and is a predicted model, not a curated record. The transcript is spliced from 14 exons. NCBI's taxonomy places the organism in Eukaryota, Metazoa, Chordata, Amphibia, Anura, Hylidae. Gene Ontology annotation, molecular function: transmembrane transporter activity. Bases 1 to 2307 code for a protein of 768 amino acids. Gene Ontology annotation, cellular component: membrane. Gene Ontology annotation, biological process: transmembrane transport.